Tachysurus vachellii is the source of this 3648-nucleotide messenger RNA. RefSeq names its product ATG7 autophagy related 7 homolog (S. cerevisiae) (gene atg7). Gene Ontology annotation, biological process: piecemeal microautophagy of the nucleus; autophagy of mitochondrion; protein modification by small protein conjugation. The transcript is spliced from 19 exons. The record is from RefSeq and is a predicted model, not a curated record. Lineage: Eukaryota; Metazoa; Chordata; Actinopteri; Siluriformes; Bagridae. Gene Ontology annotation, molecular function: Atg12 activating enzyme activity; Atg8 activating enzyme activity. Bases 880 to 2961 code for a protein of 693 amino acids. Gene Ontology annotation, cellular component: phagophore assembly site; cytoplasm.
AGUUAAACGAGUUGGCCAUAAAACUAUGCAGAUCUUCAGGAAUGUUGUCGAAAUGCAUUCUCUCUGCAUGAAACCAAGGUGUAGAGAGCUAAAGUGGACCAGAUAUCUGUAGGAUACCUUUUUAUUUUCCCAUUUGUAACUUCAGAACCUAACUUUUACACUGAACCGCACGUCAUUUCUGUUGUUUUUGUCCAGUUUGUUCCUGUUGUUGUUAUUUAAAGGCAUCGAAAUGAAAAGAAACGGCGCGUACAGAUUUUUGUCCGUGUUUUCCUGUCUCAUCGUGUUCGCUUUCUUGUUCAUGUUUUGGUUUUUCGUCUUUUACUCCAUGAUGAACGCGCCGUGAAACAUAAUUCAGUCGAACAUCUCUAGUGCUAAGCUAAACAGCUAGCCUGUUUUCUUGCUGCUAUCCAUCGUUUGAAAGAUAAAACUAAAGUUUUGUUAUGUUUGGGGCGGAUAUUAUUCCUAAACGUGCUUUGUGGAUCCUGCAGAAACUGUAAAGUGAGUUAAUUUGACAGGUUAUUCAACAGUGGGCUAAUUUUUUAGAACAUUUUGCAAUAGCUAACUAGCCAAAGUUAGCAACCCAGUUAGCAAGCAAGCUAGCUAAGUUGUAGCAUGUUCGAUGUUUGUGUAAAUCAAGCUAAAUAAGAGACUAGACUUGUAUGCGGUGGCAUGCUGUUAGAUAACGACUUAAAAAAAUAAAUAAACACAACAAUCAGUAAGCAGCUAUUCUUACAAACAUUCAGCGUCGUAUUUAGCCACCGUGAGCUAGCGCUUUUUAGCGACCACACUGAGGCUGCGCGAAGACACUGGUCACAUGAUUACAACAAGGAAGUGUCAAUAUCUGUGUUUUUAUUAAACUGAAGUGUGCUUAAUGUCCAAAUGGCAGCUGAAUCAGUGGAAAAAGGCACAGCUCCUACCAAGCUGCAGUUUGCCCCUUUCUCUAGUGCCCUAGAGGCAGGAUUCUGGCAUCAGCUCACCCAGAAGAAACUCAAUGACUACCGGCUGGAUGAAAGUCCAAGAAGCAUCAAGGGUUAUUAUUAUAAUGGUGACCCCUCUGGCCUGCCAUCUCGUUUGACCCUGGAGUACAGCGCAUUUGAUGUUGAUGGACCCACUCCAGUUUACUGCUGUGCUGCUAAGGGAACUCUGUACAACACCAACACACUGGAAGCCUUUAAAUCCAUCGACAAGAAGGCUCUUCUGGAUAAAGCAGCUAAUGAGAUUUGGAUGACCAUACAGUCAGGUGCCGCAGUGGAAGACCCUUCAGUCCUCAGCCAGUUUAUCAUCUUAACAUUUGCGGAUCUGAAGAAAUACCAGUUUUAUUAUUGGUUCUGUUUCCCUGCUAUCUGCUUCUUGGAAGGAAUUCCGCUUUUGAAGGAUCCGGUGUUGCUACAGCAGAAAUUCUGCCCUCAGCAGGUGUCUGCUUUUCAAGCAGCCUACGAUGGCUUGUGUUCAUCAGUCGGAGCCACAGCUGUGCCGUUUUUCCUCGUGAAGUACUCUAAGGAGGAUGUUCAAGUGGCUCUACUGAAAGACUGGGGCUCAUUCUUCACAGAUCUGAAGAAGGUAACCGUGGGUGUCUAUGACCCAUGCACACUGCCUCAACAUCCUGGCUGGCCUCUUCGUAAUUUUCUGAUCCUCCUCGCCAGUAAAUGGGGGUCACAGCUGGACGUGGUUGAAAUCAUUUGCUUCAGAGACCGGACUCUUCAGGGCUGUCGCUCGGUGCAGCACAGCCUCGUGUUUGAGGUCAAGUUGCCCAGACUGUCUCUGUCUGAAGCUUGUCCUAAGAGUGUGGGCUGGGAGAAGAACCCCAAAGGAGCAAUGGGACCUAGAAGUGUCAAUCUCAGUGCAUGCAUGGACCCCAAAAGACUUGCAGAAUCAUCCGUCGACCUUAAUCUGAAGUUGAUGCGCUGGAGGCUCGUCCCCACUCUGGAUUUGGAUAAAGUCGUGUCCACAAAGUGUCUCCUGCUUGGAGCUGGUACGCUGGGCUGCAAUGUGGCGAGGACACUCAUGGGCUGGGGAGUGAGACACAUCACAUUUGUGGACAAUGCAAAGAUCUCCUAUUCAAACCCAGUGCGUCAGGCUCUCUAUGAAUUCGAGGACUGCUUGAAUGGAGGGAAAAUUAAAUCCUUGGCUGCAGCAGACAGAUUAAAGAAGAUCUUCCCAGGCGUGAAUGCUGAAGGAUUCAACAUGAGCAUCCCCAUGCCUGGCCACCCUGUGAGUUUUUCUGAAGCGAUGAUUGCUCAAGCACAGACAGAUGUGGAGCAGUUGGAGGCACUGAUCUCAGCACACGACGUUGUCUUCCUGCUUAUGGACACACGGGAGAGUCGAUGGCUCCCCACAGUCAUUGCAGCAAGCCAGAGAAAGCUUGUAGUUAAUGCAGCUCUCGGCUUUGACACCUUUGUUGUAAUGAGGCAUGGCCUUAAGAAACCCAAAGUCUCAGACACUGGAGACGCCAAAGAAUCAUCUCCCUUAUCUGAAUCAGACUCCUCUUCUUCCUCAACUCCAGCUACGCCAGGAGCAUCUCUGUUUUCGAACAUACCUGGCCAUCGACUAGGCUGUUACUUCUGCAAUGAUGUUGUUGCCCCUGGAGAUUCGACCAGGGACAGGACUCUGGAUCAGCAGUGUACAGUGAGCAGGCCUGGUUUGGCUAUGAUUGCUGGAGCUCUAGCUGUUGAGCUGAUGGUCUCCAUCCUGCAGCACCCAGAGGGUGGCUAUGCGGUGGCGAGUAGCAGUGAUGAUCGCAUGAAUGAACCGCCAACCUCACUUGGCCUCGUCCCACAUCAGAUUCGUGGCUUCCUCUCCAGAUUUGACAAUGUUCUUCCUGCCAGCUUGGCCUUUGAUAAAUGCACUGCUUGCUCACCAGUGACUCCGCAUAAACAGCGGCUUCAAAGAGCAAACACAGACUCUGUGAAGUGUUGUCAUGUGGGAGGCCAAAGCGUCAGAGCCUUUCUCAGCAGCUACUGAGGGGAAGUUACGAGAACCGGAGGAGGGAAUUAGGCCAAGCUGGGAAGCCUCUCUCUAUCUAAACCAGAUGUGUUGCUCCCCAAAAGCAGCCUCACAUACACACGCAGGAUGCGUCACACGGUCGCCAUGGCUUAAUGGGCCGCAUCAGACAGGAGGUGCCAGAUCGAGGGGAUCCAUUGCUGGAAAAUAUAAUGAAACCUUGUAAAAGUUGUUCCUGUGACUUUGUUGCUAAGCAAGAGUUUGUUUACAAGCACCGCCAUAAAGGCAGUAUGAGCAGUCCUUGAGAGAGAAGUAUGGGCUUUGGUUCAAAAUGAAAGGAAAAACAAUGCUCCUGUAAUGUACCUCCAAUUUUAUGAUCCAUAAGGGUGGACCAAGCAGCCAAAAUAUUAAGUACCACAAUACUUAAUGACAUUUUUUGUAAUAAACACUUUGUUUGCUAGCAAAGUGAACGCAGAACAGAUUGGCUAUAUGGAAUAGUUCAAGUCUCUCGAGUGGCCCAACAGAAACUUGUUUAUCUUGUUGGGAGGUUGGGAGAAAUAUUGGAAACAACACUAAGCAGGAGAAAGGGAGAAUUGAGCAACUGGCCUAAGGCGGAGACAAGAAGAUUGAUUAAUUCAAGAGAAUAAGGAAUGGGACGAGAUCAGAUGAGACAUUUGACAAAAAACUAUGGUGCAUUAUAUGGCCACU